Molecule: messenger RNA, 2897 nt
Organism: Prorocentrum cordatum
Lineage: Eukaryota; Dinophyceae; Prorocentrales; Prorocentraceae
Source: the annotation of a GenBank genome assembly
AGCCUGGCUCGAGCGCGCCGCCUAGCUGUUGGACGCCUUCGGAGCCUGCUUGAGGCUUGGCGAAGGGGUGGCGCGCCAAUCCUGCCCGGCGAUGGAUGUGGAUGACGACCUCAUGCCGCCGCCAGGCGGCCCUGCGGAGGACGACUCCGAUGACGGGGAGCUCCCCCCCGACAUGGGACUGCCCGGGGGCUCAGAGCUCCCGGAUGGAAUUCAGAAGGAGAUCAUCAACGAGGCAGAUCCCGACAACUGGAAGAGGCCGAAGUCGGGCGACGAGGUGACGGUCCACUACGUCGGCAAAUUGGCGUCCGACGGAUCGGUGUUUGACUCGUCGAGAGACAGGCAGACGCCGUUCGUCUUCACCCUUGGCAAGGGCGAAGUGAUCGCAGGCUGGGACAAGGGCGUCGCCACGAUGAAGAAGGGCGAGCUCGCCACGUUCACGAUUUCCCCAGAGUUCGCCUACGGGGCCACAGGCCAGCCGCCCAAGAUCCCAGAGGAUGCCACCCUAAUCUUUGAGAUCGAGCUGCUGUCCUUCGUCGCCAAGGACGACCUCUUCGGUGAUGGGUCCGUGAUCAAGACAGUGUUAGUGGAGGGCACCGGGUGGAAGCAGCCUAAGCUCGACGAUGAGGUGUUCAUCGAUGUGCAGGCCACCGUGGCGGCGGGAGGGCCCGCGAAGGACUGGGCCGGCCUGGAGUACAGGCUGGGCUCCAGCGCCCUGGGGUCGCUGGGCAGGGCCUGCGACGCCGCCCUGAAGGGCAUGAAGAAGGGCGAGGAGGCCCUGCUCAGGUGUACCAAAUAUUAUUCAUGUGAAGAUUGGUCCGAUGGCGUGGAGGUGACCAUCAAGUUGCAGGAGAUUUUCGAGACGAGCGACAUCUCCUUCAGGAAAGACGGUGCCGUCAUCAAGAAGCGAACUCGAGAUGGCGAGGGUUAUGCCACACCGACGGAGGCUUCGAAGGUGACACUAAGUGUGGAUGACGCGCGGCAAGCUGACGCGCUGGUCCCGGGCUUUGCGAGCCAGGUGCUGGAGUUCACCCUCGGCAGCGGGGAGGUGUGCGACGCGCUCGAGUGCGCGGCCGCGAACAUGAAGAAGCUCGAGCAGGCGACGCUGACCGUGGCGCGCCCGGAGCUGGCCGCGGAGGCCAGACUGGGCCUGAAGGACGUUGGCGCUGGUGGCGAGUCGAUCGUCCUCAAGCUCGAGAUGAAGGAGUUCGAGAAGGGAAAGGAGACGUGGGACAUGUCGGACGAGGAGAAGCUGAAGUUCUGCGACGAGCGCAAGGCCCUCGGGAAUUCGCUCUUCAAGGCGGGCAGGCUGGACCUGGCCCUCGGGCGCUACAAGAAGGUCGGUGAUGUAUUCUCAUACGUCGACAAUUUCCCUGAAGACGUCAAGGCAAAGGCACAGGAAUUGAAGCAGGCAUGCGAGCUGAACAAGGCUAUGUGUUAUUUGAGGGCCCGCGGAUUAACAACUAUGACGAGGCCAAGGCUGCUUGCAACAAGGUGUUGAAAGACGACAAAGGCAGCCCUCGGGAGGAUAAUGAGGAGUAUAAGCAGGAGCAGGAGGGCACGAAGAUGGGAACAUGAUUAGCAUGUGUGCCAGGAAACAUGUUAUCGACAAGGCCGACUGCGAGCAGCUCUGCCAAUGACUGUGCAUUUCAACCAUGUGUCAAAGCAGCGCGGUCUCUGUCGCCAAUGCCGAGGAAAUGGCGCUGUGGCCGUGCCUUCUGUCGACAAGAGGGUACGAGGCAGAAAUUCGAGAGCCAGCUUGGUGCGCCGACUACCAGAAUCGAUGCAGCGGCUACGGGUGUUUGUUGCAGUGGGUCCCGUAGUACGCUGUUCAUCGCAUUUGCAUGUUGCCUGAAUGUUGGGUGGCAUCGUCGUAGUCAUUGCGUUGCUACGCUCUGGCCCGCCACGUAGUUUAAGGUACUGUCUGCUGCAAAGCGGCGUGUGCAUGGGAGGCUCUCCCUGGUUUGCCCGCCCAGACAUUCCGUGCUCCGUUGGGUGAUGUUGUGAGGGGGUGCAGCUGGCCUGGUCAGGACAUGUUGCCAAAUCAGCGGACAUUUGCGGGACGACGGUGAGGGACGUCUUUGUGACAGUGUGCGGAAUGGCAUGCCUAUGUGGUUUCUCGCUCUUCAUUGCACUGCCAGCCACUGGAUGUGGAAGGAAUGAGUGCCAGCAGCAUGACAUGGCUGAAACGUAUGCGCAGCAGGAUGUUCAUGGUCUGUUCUCAGCCGCACAAGGAAGGAAAAGUAAAAACUGGGAAACCAUUUGCGAUUCUGUGCCAGCUUCGCUGCGGCCGCCGUCGCCGCCGACGUCGUGGUCGUCGCCGUCUUUGCCGUCCGAUUGACAUCCGCCCAGAAUUAGCCUCUGCUCCCCUCCCCGUGGAUCCCUCCUGCCCGCUUUGCCGGGUCACCCCGAGCCAUGGCGACGCGAACCCCGGAAGCGCCUCUGAUGUUCCGGAACGAUGGCGCCGGUGACGUCGCCAGCGACGUCGUCGAGAUCGCCGCCGCGAGGCAACGUGAAGGCCCUCUACAGGUGGACCCGCAGAACCGGGAGGUCAGGGCCCUGCUGAAGCAGGCCAUGGAGGGCCAGAAGGAGGUGAACAGACAGGCGAAGGGGAUGUACACGAACAUGGUGAAGGCUUUGGGCAAGAAGUAGGCGGACGGGCAAGUCCUCAGGUGGGGGAAGCUCCGCUCCUUUUUGAUCUGGCCUGCGGCUGCCGGCCGGGUCGGCAUCAUGCUGGCAGUGAUACGGGACAGUUCAGGAAAUGAGUUAUAGGUGUCAGUUGAAGGCAUUGUUUUCUGACAUGGUCUUCGUUAAGCCGCUUGCGCGCAACAACACGUCAUGGUGUGCCACUUGCGUGUGCGACAUGCGAGAGCAAAGUUUGUUCGUGCACCUUCUGCGGC